Molecule: messenger RNA, 2511 nt
Organism: Malus domestica (apple)
Lineage: Eukaryota; Viridiplantae; Streptophyta; Magnoliopsida; Rosales; Rosaceae
Product: protein SIEVE ELEMENT OCCLUSION A-like
Biological process (GO): phloem development
Source: RefSeq, a predicted model, not a curated record
CAAAUACCAAAUGCAACCAACACAUUGAAGCCAUUGCCGGUCUUCUUCCAUCCCCUCAUCGCUUAGAAAUCCCGACCUUCGGUAAUGGCACUGAUACCUCUCAAUAAGGGUGUCAACCCAACAAGCAGAGACGGCGGCCGUAAUCGCGCUCCUCUGCUUCAAGAUGGGCGCGACGGACAUCGUCAGUAUUCGACAACAGCUGAUGAUAAUGCAUUGAUCAACCAAAUUAUGCUGACUGAUAAAUCUCAUGACCAUCCCUACGAAGUGCCUUCUCUUGCAGUCACACAUUCUUCAAACCAUUGAGGCCAUUCUUUCACGCUUCACGAAACCUGACAUCCAUGAUGGCACUCUAGUCCCGGGAGCAUUAGUACCAGCAGCUAUACAUGCGGAUUCUUUGGAGCAUGAGAAGGCCCUCCAUGCUAACCUGAGUACCCUCCACGACAGCUUCGAUGUUCCAAACACCGUGUUCAAUGCAAUUCAAUGCGAGUUAAUGUCCAAAUCGCUGCAAAGGGAAGAUGCAAACAAGACCGCAAUGGACAUACUAGACAUUGUGCAACACUACGAUUGGGAUGAAAAGGUGGUGCUUGCCUUGGGAGCAUUUGCGAUCAAAGAUGGCGAGUUUUGGCUCCUGGCUCAGCAAUACACCACCAACCCACUCGCCAAAGCAGUUGGACAGCUUAAGCAACUGCACGAGAUCUUGGAACGUGCGGGGACUAGUUUGAAACCGAAGUUUGAUGCAUACAACAAUCUGGUUAGGGUCAUAUUCAAAGUGACCAGGACCAUUGUUCACUUACAGGAGAUUCACAACGACCCCCAUUUGAGCCCCGAAGUCAAAGCUACAGCUGCCACUGCUCAUAUCCCAACAGCUGUUUACUGGACAAUUCGGGCUAUUAUAGUUGCUGCAUCACAACUUCUGGGCAUCACAGGCUCCGAGCCAGAGUACGUGACAGAGGCGUGGGAACUAUCAUCGCUGGCCCAUAAGCUCGAAAACAUAUUCAAUCACCUUGAAGAGAUCCUCGACAGAUUACAUCAACUUAUCCAGAAGAACAAAGACGAGGAUGCUUUCAAUGCAAUUGCACGCAUCUUGGAAACACCACACAUUGAUAACUCGAAGCCUCUGAAGGUUUUGUUUUACAAGGAUGAUCAGCCUGCACUCUAUGAUUGCUACAACAAGAAGAGGGUUGACAUUGAUGUGCUAAAAAGGAAAGUAGUGAUUUUGUUCAUCACAGACCUAGACGUUAUCCACGAAAACGAGUACAUGAUUGUCCAACAAAUGUACUUGGAAAACAACACAACCCUACAAGGCCGGAGAGCCAGUACGAGGUUGUGUGGCUUCCAAUUACAGAUGUGUGGACUGACGCCAAGUACCAGCAAUUCGAGAUGCUAAGAAAUAACAUAGAAUGGUACACCGUGUUCCACCCUUCGGUGGUGUCUCCGAUUAUGGUGAGGUACAUCAGGGACCCGAGGAAGUGGAAUUUUGCCAAGAAGCCUCUGCUUGUUGUGAUGGAUCCUCAAGGCAAAAUUGUGCACAAGAAUGCUGUUCACAUGAUGUGCAUUUGGGGAAGCAUUGCCUUCCCUUUCACUAGCCAGAAAGAGAGAAUGCUUUGGGAAGAAGAAACAUGGAGGAUUGAGCUUUUGGCUGAUGCCCUAGAUCAAAACUUAUAUACUUGGAUCACGGAUAGGAAGUACAUUUGUUUGUAUGGCGGAGAAGACAUCGAGUGGAUCCGAAACUUCACAAAGGCAGCGAGAAAUGUGGCUCGUGAAGCCGGGAUUCAGUUGGAAUUGCUUUAUGUGGGGAAGAGCAAGGCUAAGGAGAAAGUGGUGAAGAACAUCAUCAGCAUCAUUCAAGCUGAGAAGCUAAGCCACACCCUUGAGGUGAACCUCAUUUGGUUCUUCUGGAUUCGUCUCGAGAGCAUGUGGCAGUCCAAAGGACAAAUCCUAAGCGAGCAAAGCAGAACCCAAACUGAUCAUUUGAAAAGCGAUCGUAUAAUGCAGGGGAUCAUAUCGAUGCUGAGCUUUGGCUCGAGCGACCGCGGAUGGGCAGUGAUCGCCCUUGGCUCAGCAGACAUGUCCAAGGCCAACGGGGAGCACAUGUUGAGAAGCUUGAGGGAGUACAACAACUGGAAAAUAAGGCCAACUGAAAUAGGGUUUACACCGGCACUGAAUGAAUACCUAGAAGGGGUGCAUAAACAGGCUCCACACCACUGCACUAAUCUUAUUUUGCCUGCAACCGGAAUCAUGCCUGAGACAGUUGCCUGCGCUGAGUGCGGCCGUCUCAUGGAGAGGUUCUCCAUGUUCCGCUGCUGCACCGAUUGAGCUUGAGCUCGACAGGCACCCGUCAGAUUUUUAUAUACAUUUGAAUUUCGUAAUUAUAUGCUGCUGCUACUUCGACACUAUGAAAAUAAAUGUGACAUCAAAAGGUCCAUAUCAUCUAUGGUCAUUAGGGAGCCUUGUUGAUGUGAAUCUGGAACUUGUUACUAUGCAAUAAAGCAAUAUCUGCAUCUUCCCUUU